AUGUCGAGCGCGAUAGAAAACAUCCCGCCCGAGGUCCUCGACGAGAUCUUCAGUCGUCUCCGCCCAGAAAGUGGCGCCCGAUGUGAAGAUGAAUUCGCCGCUAUGGAGACCUUCAAGGCGCUCUGUCUUUCGGGCAAGACGCUGCUGCCCGCCGCUCGCAAACAGCUGUACCACAGUGUGUCCCUAAACAGCUUCGAACUUCACCAGGACUCGACUCGUCAACUGGCACGCACGCUCUGCAAAGCGCCACAGCUGGCUCUUAUCAUCAAGGAGAUUACGGUGCGCUGGUGUGCCCGCCACACUUCGCUGCACAGACGAGAGAUGGAAAAACAGAAGGAAGGCCGCGAGUACAGCCGGACCGACCACUGUCACGAUGAAGUCGGUGCGCUUGAAGAACACAAUCCAGAGGAUAAGGAAGACUUCAAGAAAGUCCUGGACUCAUUACCUCUGGAUUCAAAAGUGCGCUGGAAGCUUCAAGGAGACGUUUCCGUGACUGAGCAGCUUCCAUGGUUCGAAGGAGAAUUCACAGAAUUGACGGGCAGCUGCGGUGGACUUGAGGCUAUGGUCGUUCUCAAUCUUGCUACUCGGGCCAAGAAAGUGUUGAUCGAGCCGUGGGGAAGCAAGAACUGUCCAUGGUGGAAAGGGUGUCAGGACUUGUUGGAAGCUUUAUGGUCGAGAACUAGCCUGGCACGGCGACCAGCCGGAUCAUACGCUGCACUGGAAGAGAUCGAAAUUGAUGGGAUGAAGUACGUGGGCGAGGGCGGGUACUCGACUUCUGCUCCAAGCGGCUUGUCAUGUACUAUGCUUGGAGUUGUCGAGCUGCCUGGUCUGCAAAUGCUGAAGAUGCGGGGAAUUGUCGACGUCGACCAUAAUCCAAGUCCCGGCCUAUCAUUCAACGGCAAGAUCUGCACUGACCUCAAGAGAUUGACGUUCACGCAAUCACAAGUGUUUGCGAGCACUGUGGUAAAUGCAGUAAGAUCUGUUUCUGGCCUAGAAGACUUUCGACUGGAGGUCGACCACUGGGGCGAUGAUGCUAAACCCCCAGUCGGUCCCUUUCUUGCCAUCGAAGCUCUUCGUGGCGCACUUCUUGGUCAUAGCGAUACGCUUCACACCUUGACCAUCACGAACCUGCCCAAUCAUGGCUACGUGUUUCGUCGACAACCCAAGAUCGGCUUCCUCGCCGAGCUGAGUACGCUUAGAUGUCUCGAGAUCGAAGAGCAUCUCCUGGUCGGACAUGGCGGGAGUCUGGCGCACAACACUCGCGAUAUCCCCAGCAUCCUCCCCCGUACGUUGCAGAAGCUGGUAGUGCACACAUACAACGACUUGCAGACCCUCGGCCGUAUCCUACUUCAGCUCAGUCCACUUCGAUCCCGCGGCUUGGAGUUCCUGAAGAUUACAUUCCCUGUAUAUUGGGAGGAGUUCAUGAUCAACGGACAUUAUCAGCUGAAUACGAUGCAUGCACCAAUGUUUUGCACUUUCAAGAGAGACCCGAGCUGCAUACUGCGCUAUUCGUUCGGCUAUGGGUCGUACUGUGGAGAAGAGCGCAUCUCAAUGCUUUUCUGGGACUUGAAUCUCUGGGGUGCUUCGGAACUCGAGCGACUGGCUCAGCGUCUCAUCGAGAACAGAGUCGCGGACUUCAUACGCGAUCAACGACAGGGCUCACAGAAGUCGGAGCCCAGGAGAUCGGAUGAGACUGUGGCACGCUCCCACAUUUCCUGGAAUCGACGAACAUCACGAUUGCGACUGUUACCAUGUAGCAACCGCUUCGUACAACAAACAUCGGACCGAAGCAGUUUCGCUCAUGCACUGGACUCACAAUUGCGCCGUGCUAUGAUCGCACAAGCUAACGUCACUGUUAUGGACAUGCAAAACACAGGAGAGGGCGAUCGACUAUCCAGCGACGGGGCCUGUCGAAAUCCAUCGGCAGUCCCUGUCACAGCCACAAAUGGUCUACCAGGCCUGCCUGCAGAGCUCCUCGAGUCUAUUGCAGAUUGCUUCAGCGCGCCUUACUCGUCAACAAUUCCUGAACCCCAAGCUCACCGUACUUCAACCCGGGACCUCUACAACUUGGCCUUGACCUGCAAGCCGCUUUCACUCGCUGCCCGGUCCUGCCUCUACAGGAACAUCGUGGUUAGAAACUGGGAAACCACAGAAUCAGCAUCAUCAUCUCACCUACUCGCCUGCACGCUUUGCGAGAGUCCUUGGCUUGGUCUCCUUAUUCGAUCGAUCAUUGCACUUCCUUGCCGCGAGCGGGACUUCGACGCCCACUACCACGUACAUGAGGCACUUGAAGAUAUGAUCAUGCCGCUAUGUGAAGUGUCCAUGGCAUUUCAGAACAUCUUGAGGGCUUUUCAUCGCAGAUGCGCGCACGCAGAUCUCGUUGUGAUCAUUCUAAAAGCGCCUCGAUUGGCAUCUUUGUGGAUCAUGAACUCGCAUCACCGUGAAUGCCAGCCACCCUCCACCGAUCGCCUCGUACGGUCUUGGAAUGCCCCAACAAAGCUCCUGGAAGACUUCUUGCUCGCCCUGAGGCUUCCACAAAUUGGAACGAUCGUCGGUCACGGUGUACUCACGAGGCUGAAGUACUUGAAGUUCACCGGACACGGCGCAGACUUCCGCGAAAAACAGAUGUUUACCUCGGGCUUGUUGAACGCAGGGAGCACACUACCUGCGAUACAGACGCUCUCGGCGCGAGGUGUCACAUCCGACAGGAUUGCCAGAUGGUGCAGUAUGGCACGAGCGAGUACUAUCACCGAUCUCAGCUUGAUACAGUCGGACAUUCACGAAAAUACGCUUGAUGAGCUGAUCACGGGCUGCAAGAAAUUGAGCAGAUUUGCAUACGCCAUUGAAGACCCCUCGACUGAGCUUGAAUCUGUGAGCGUACCGAUCCUGAGCUUAAUACUUCUGCAACAUCGGGAGUCUCUGGUUUGUCUUUGCCUCUCAAAUCCGAGCAAUAGGGGCGAAGCGUGGGACACGGAAUCGGGCUCCACCUCCUGGACCGAAUUUCGAAACCUGACGACCUUGGAAGUGGACGAGCAACUAUUGGUCGGAGACGUGAACCUUGCAGAACAUGAUCUAACCCGUCUCUUGCCGGCAAGUCUGCGAAACCUGAAAAUUGACACGUUUGGACAUAUCAGCAAGCUUGACAGCAUGCUCCUCCGCUUGGACUCCCUCCUACCACAAGGUCUUGACACCCUGCGGAUCAGUUUCCCGUUGUACUGGAAAGAGUAUAGGGGCCAUCGGAGACUCAAUACUGAGUACAUGCACAUGUUCCGGCACGCGGAAACCAUGACGUGUGGUCAUCGGCCAUACUUCCUGGUCCUUGAACAUCGUGCAGGUGGUAAGCGCAUCGAGCUGCAGACCUGGGACUUGCAGGAAUGGCAGGAUGGCUUGACACGUCUCACGGUCGAGACCCGGAGACAUGGGAUCAAGCGGCUCGUCGAGCUGCAGCUACCAAAUAUCUGGGACUCUGAUAGUGUGCUCGGAGAGGCUUUGAUGGAGAACUUCGAAAGCACUGUCCUCGCAGUUGAGCUAGCUGGGUCACAACGAGGUGACAUUAUCGAGGAUGUGGGAUCUGCACCUGCAGUUAGGGAGGCUCCGUGA
Messenger RNA from Zymoseptoria tritici IPO323, 3600 nucleotides. RefSeq lists its product as uncharacterized. The transcript is spliced from 4 exons. The coding region runs from base 1 to 3600 and encodes 1199 amino acids. Lineage: Eukaryota; Fungi; Ascomycota; Dothideomycetes; Mycosphaerellales; Mycosphaerellaceae. The record is from RefSeq and is a predicted model, not a curated record.